Molecule: messenger RNA, 2388 nt
Organism: Sphaerodactylus townsendi
Lineage: Eukaryota; Metazoa; Chordata; Lepidosauria; Squamata; Sphaerodactylidae
Gene: ASIP
Product: agouti signaling protein
Exons: 5
Coding region: 301-696 (131 amino acids)
Biological process (GO): hormone-mediated signaling pathway; melanosome organization; positive regulation of melanin biosynthetic process
Cellular component (GO): extracellular region
Molecular function (GO): neuropeptide hormone activity; melanocortin receptor binding
Source: RefSeq, a predicted model, not a curated record
UAGAUUCUGCAUGAGUUUCUGUCAAUGCUGGGAGGCAGGCUUUACACAGUCCCAAGGGCGGUGAGCAAGAAAUCCAGGAGCAUUGCCAAUGUGGUAUACAGACCAGGAGGAAGAGAAGAAAGAGCGGAAAGCUGAGCAAUGAAAUCACUGUCUGUUUAGGAAUACUGCACUGCUGAAGCCAAUAACGGAAAGCGAGAAGGAGUACUCUGCAAUUUUAACAUUGCUGAAACAUCACCUCUUUCAACCACUAGUCUUUGCUUCCUUUGACUUUACAUUGCUGACCCUAUUGAGAAAAGUAGAAUGGAACAUAAGAACCUUCUCUUUGUCAUCCUUUUCUGCUGCAUGUUUCUGACAGCCAUCUAUUCUCACAUGAUAUUUGAAGAAAAGCAGAACACAGACAAUGCUGUGAAAAACAGCAAAAUGAGGCUACCAGACCUGCCACCCAUCUCUAUAGUAGAUUUAACCAAAACUUCAAAGAAGAUCAGCAGGAAAGAGGCUGAAAAGAAGAAAUCUAUGCAGAGAAAGAAACAGCAAAAAAAGCAUCCCCGGCUGAGACCAUCACCUGCACCUAACUGUGUGGCUACCUGGGCAAGUUGCAAACCUCCUUCUCGGCCAUGCUGUGACUUCUGUGCCUUCUGCCAUUGCCGGUUAUUUCAGACAGUCUGCUACUGCCGAAUGGGGAACCCAAACUGCUAAACUACAACCAGAACUGCCAGUGGGACACUGGCUCUUAUUAGACUCCUUGGUAUAUCUUCUAUCCCUGCUGGUCUCAUGCAUAUUGCAAAGGAAGCCAAGAGCCGUUGUUGCAAUCUGGCUGGCAGGCUUUGGCUCCUUCCAAAGUCAAAUGAAUUAUGGGAUAUAUUAUAUAUUAUAUAGGGUUAAUACUGUCAUAAACAAGGCUGUCCACAGCCGUAGGAAGUUUGACAGGGAGUAAGAAGGAGGGAGUUAGAGGGUGAAGGUUACAUGUGGAGAAGGAAUUUGGUCUCCCUUCAGAAAGACAUUUGACCACAUGUUACAGAUUUGAACAAGAAGUGGACACAAUGGGUACUGCAUAACUACAAAACAGAUAUAUUCCAGCAGAGUGGUGAUACUGAUCCUUAACAGUAAAAAGAUAAACUGUUAUAUGGAUAGAAGCAGACAAUUUGUGGCAACUCUAUCCAGAAUAGAGGCUAAAGCUUAUUGAAAUUAACAGUCCAAGGUCCCAUAUUCAACAGUUUCCGGAACCUAAUAGCCAUGACCAUACUUCCUUUGGUGCAGUGAAUGUGGACAUGUAUGUGCUGAAAACCUCUACUGGACAAUGCCACAGCUUCUUCUCCACACUAUUUUAAAUUACAUGUCCCUCGAAUUGCAUGUCCCUUGAUGUUUCCCCUAUUUUAGUUUUUAAUGAGGGGCUGUGUGCUGCUUUCUGGAGUGGAAUAUGUGUACUCCUUGAUUACUUAAGCAAAAGCUAGAGCUAUUCUCCAUCUCCAUUGUUCUGUAGUACAAAAGCUGGGCUAAUGUACCUAGUGGCCAGUUCUGAAAAGAAAAAGUUGAAGUGGGUGAGAGCUGCCAGUUGUCAGGGCAGGAUGGGACCUUUAGCUUGGCAGGUAGCUGUCACAUGCUUUCAUCUAGUUUUAUAAUGACAUGUUACUUUGUCCUGUUAAAGUAUAUUUGAAAAAAACAUGUAAUGAAUGAUAGAAUCAUGACAUUGGAAAGGGCCAUUCAGGCCAUUUAGUGCAAUCCCCUGCUCAAUGCAGGAUCAGCCUAGAGCAGUGGUUCUCAACCUAUGGGUUGAGACCCCUUUGGGGGUUGAACGACCCUUUCACAGGGGUCGCCUAAGACUCUCUACAUCAGUGUUCUCCAUCUGUAAAAUGGAUUAAUGUUAGGGUUGGGGGUCACCAUAACAUGAGGAACUGCAUUAAAGGGUCGCGGCAUUAGGACGGUUGAGAACCACUGGCCUAGAGUUCCCUUCUCAGUUCCCAUCUCAGCUAUCAUUACAUAUAAUUUUCCCACCAGAAUGAAUAGCAACUCCCUGGAGUCAUUUUAGGACACAAAAACAAGGGACUGGUUUAAGCCCAUCUCCCCACGUACCAUUAUCCUACUCUAAAUUGGGUUACUAUGCACCUGAGAAUUACAUUUCAAAAAUUUCUUGGAAUUCUAAAUCUGGAAGAGGAGUUUGUUUUUAUACCUUGCCAUCAUGGUAUAGUGGUUACAAGCGGUAGACUCUAAUCUGGAGAAACUGUGUUUGUUUCUUCACUCCUCCACAUGAGUAGGGAACUCUUGUGAUAAAUUGGAUUUGUGUCCCCACUCCUACACAUGAAGUCUGCUAGGUGACCUUGCAGAGGUGGGAUCCAGCAGGUUCUCUCCAGUUCCUGACAGUGGGUUACUAAUUAUUUGUGUGUGCCGAGA